Nilaparvata lugens (brown planthopper) is the source of this 702-nucleotide messenger RNA. Its product is annotated as gamma-gliadin-like. The transcript is spliced from 2 exons. The record is from RefSeq and is a predicted model, not a curated record. NCBI's taxonomy places the organism in Eukaryota, Metazoa, Arthropoda, Insecta, Hemiptera, Delphacidae. Bases 1 to 702 code for a protein of 233 amino acids.
AUGUGUCUUCGAAGAGACAAACGUGUGACCCUGCUGCUGGCAUUCUGCCUGCUGUUGGGCACUACAUCCGCCACCAAGACAACCGAAACAGCCACCAAACCACCAGUUCCCCCUCCACCACCUCCAGAAAUACUCUUCAUCCACUUCUCACCAGAUGUCACCGCUCGGCCUCCGAUCAAUGACGUCACAGCUAUGCCUUCCCAGUAUGACGUUACCACUAGUAGGCUGCGAUCUGAGGAUUAUCUGCGCAGACGCGUUGUCUACGAAAUUGAGCCGUAUUUGGGGACGCUGCAAAAUCAGAACCAGUACCAGAGUAGUCCCAACCAGUUGUCGCUGAAUAAUCCGGAUUUUAAUGUGCUCGCUAGCAGACCUAUCAAUUAUCAGAGGCCACCUGGACAGUCGCAACCUCAACCUCAGAGACCUCAGUAUCAGCAACCUCAGAGACCUCAAUAUCAACAACCUCAGAGACCUCAAUAUCAACAACCUCAGAGACCUCAAUAUCAACAACCUCAGAGACCACAAUACCAGCAACCUCAACGACCUCAAUACCAGCAACCUCAACGACCUCAAUACCAGCAACCUCAAAGGCCUCAAUAUCAGCAUCCUCAGAGACCGGCUUACAAUCCUCCACGUUUACCUUUUGCAUCAGUUUUAUCGAGUCCUUUGAAUAGCAGGCCACGUGAAGAGGAGGUGAUCAGUUGA